Molecule: messenger RNA, 1489 nt
Organism: Solanum verrucosum
Lineage: Eukaryota; Viridiplantae; Streptophyta; Magnoliopsida; Solanales; Solanaceae
Product: aspartyl protease AED3-like
Exons: 3
Coding region: 39-1367 (442 amino acids)
Biological process (GO): proteolysis
Molecular function (GO): aspartic-type endopeptidase activity
Source: RefSeq, a predicted model, not a curated record
CCUUAAACCACACCAAAACCCAACACAAAAAAAGCCAAAUGGAGGGCUCUAUCAACAUUCUCUCAUUAUCCCUUCUCUUAAUUUUGAGCCUAGCACAAGGGGGACUAACCAACCCCAAUUGUGCCAAGUUUCACCAAGAUAACAAAGACUCAUCAACACUACAAGUCAUUCAUGUAGACAGCCCUUGUUCCCCCCUUAAACAACAAAAUGCACACUCAUUAUCAUGGGUGGAUAGUGUUCUCCAAAUGCAAAAUAAGGACACAAAUAGGCUACAAUUUUUGGCUAGCCUUGUUGCUGGUAGAUCUUUUGUCCCUAUAGUUUCUGGUAGACAAAUUCUACAAACACCAACUUAUAUUGUGAGGGCUAAAAUUGGGACACCACCUCAAACUUUGUUGGUGGCUUUGGAUAAUAGUAAUGAUUUUUCUUGGUUCCCUUGUGGUGGAUGUGUUGGUUGCUCUUCUAAUGUUUUGUCCUAUGACGAGUCUACCACUUUCAGCAAUGUUAGCUGUGAACGUGCCUCAUGUAGCCUGGUACCAAGACGGGGCUGCGAUGCGGCCACUUGCACCUUUAACCUAACCUACGGCGGUUCGAGCGUAGGUGGAACCCUCUCAUCUGAAACAUUGGCACUCGCCACCGAUCCGAUACCCGAAUUCCUCUUUGGUUGUGUUAAAAAAAUCUCCGGCAGCAACACUCCACCUCAGGGUCUAUUAGCUUUGGGCCGUGGUUCAUUAUCAUUUAUUUCCCAAUCUGAAAGCCUCUACAAGUCCACAUUUUCCUAUUGUUUGCCCAGUUACAAAUCUCCCAACUUUUCUGGCACACUUAGGUUAGGCCCAAAUGGCCAGCCCCAAAGGAUUAAAACCACUCCAUUGCUAAGAAACCCAAGGAGAUCAUCGUUUUACUAUGUCAAUUUGGUCGGAGUUAAAGUCGGAAAACGAAUCGUCGAUAUCCCUCCCAGUGCAUUCGCUUUCAACUCUAACACCGGCGCCGGCACAAUAAUCGAUUCCGGCACUGUGUUUACCAGACUAGUUGAGCCAGCUUACACGGCGGUGAGGAAUGAAUUCAGGAGGAGAAUGGGGAGGAACACGACGGUGACGUCACUUGGCGGAUUCGACACCUGCUACACCGUCCCCAUAACAAUUCCAACAAUAACAUUGAUGUUCGCCGGAAUGAACGUGACGCUGCCGCAAGACAACUUCCUGAUUAAAAGCAGCUCAAGCAGCACCACUUGCUUAGCAAUGGCUGCUUCCCCUGCUGAUCCAGUGAACUCUGUACUCAACGUAAUCGCCAGCUGGCAGCAACAGAAUCAUCGGAUUCUCUUUGAUGUACCAAAUUCUAGAGUUGGGGUUGCUCGUGAAACCUGUAGCUAAACAAAUGGAGCCUACUUACUUGGGUUUUGGAUUUUUCUUAAUUAAGUUAAUCAAUAUCAUCCUUUGAUGGGACCUUAUUUUUAUUUUUAUGUUUUAUUUUUUUAGUUUGGGGAAUGAAUUAU